This is a messenger RNA of Candidozyma pseudohaemuli, 1386 nucleotides long. RefSeq lists its product as uncharacterized. The coding region runs from base 1 to 1386 and encodes 461 amino acids. The record is from RefSeq and is a predicted model, not a curated record. The transcript has a single exon. Lineage: Eukaryota; Fungi; Ascomycota; Pichiomycetes; Serinales; Metschnikowiaceae.
AUGCAUAUUCCCUUGUUGGGCAGACUUUCCCUCUUGGAGUGGCCCCUCGUGGUCGUCUCCUUGCUACUUUCGUGGCUCGAGUACAUCUCAACACUCAUUACACGCUUGCUUCCUUCCACGGUGAUCAAUAUCAUCACCUACUCCCUUCAGGUGGUCUACAGCUUCACAGCGUCCCCUAUUCGGUUUAUUUCUUCGGGCGGCGAGAUCCUGAAGGAGGAUGGUAUGCCAGACAUCAAAUACAGAUACUUGUCUGGCGGAGAGGGCGAUAUCGAUAAGGAGAAGUACGAUAGAAUGACCGUGCUCCUCAACGCCAAGGACAUCCUGGAGAUGUGCUCGGUGUUUGGGUACGAGGUGGAGCUGAGAAUGAUCAGAACUAAAGAUGACUAUUUGCUUACAGUCCAGAGAAUCCUGAGGCCCAACGCUGGUCCUAGAAACGGUAAGGUGGUCUACAUGCACCAUGGCCUCCUCAUGUGCUCCGAGAUCUGGGUGACCAUGCUUGAUAAAGACGCCAACUUGCCAUAUGUGCUUUACGAGCUUGGUUACGACGUCUGGUUGGGCAACAACCGUGGUAACAAGUACUCGCACAAGCACUUGAGCCAUAGACUCAACCUGGAGAAGUUCUGGGAUUUUGCCUUGGACGAGUUUGCCUUUUACGACAUCCCAGACACCAUCAACUAUAUUCUUGCUGCCACUAAGAAGGAGAGUUUGAUCUACGUGGGCUUUUCUCAGGGCACUGCUCAGGCUUUCGCUAGUGUUUCUGUGAACCCAGACUUGAACGAAAAGAUUGAGAGAAUUGUUGCCAUCUCGCCAGCCACUACCCCACAUGGUCUUUACUCUAGAUUCCUCGAUAUCUUGCUUAAGUCCAGCCCCGUCUUCGUGUACCUUCUCUUCUCCAGAAGAGUGCUCAUGCCAAGCGUCCAGUUGUGGAACAGAAUUAUGUAUCCACCCUUCUUUGACACCUCCAUUGACGUUGCAAACUACACCUUGUUCAACUGGAAAGCGCUCAAUAUCGACAAGGUGCAGAAACUCAGCUCGUACGCUCACUUGUACUCCACCACUUCUGUCAAGACAGUGGUGCAUUGGUUCCAGAUCAUUUCCGCCAAGAAGUUCCAGAUGUACCACGACGAGUCCAACUUUUCUUCUCUCAACCCAAUUGAAUACCCAUUGAAGAACAUCGAGGUUCCAAUCCACUUGAUCUACGGUGAUUCGGACCUGUUGGUGGACAUUGAAGUGAUGGAGAACCAGUUGCCCAAAAAAUAUACCACCUCUCACCCCGUUGCGGGCCACGAGCACUUGGAUAACUUGUGGGGAAGAGACGCUGCCAGAAUUGUUUUUCCGUUGGUUUUAAAGUCUCUUGGUGAAGAAGUUGCCAAUGGUAAGAAGUAG